This is a messenger RNA of Penicillium bovifimosum, 3174 nucleotides long. RefSeq lists its product as uncharacterized. Bases 1 to 3174 code for a protein of 1057 amino acids. The transcript has a single exon. Lineage: Eukaryota; Fungi; Ascomycota; Eurotiomycetes; Eurotiales; Aspergillaceae. The record is from RefSeq and is a predicted model, not a curated record.
AUGCGCAGGGCAAGGAGGCGUCCCUCAGAUGAUGCGCCACCAACACCUUCUCUGACAGCGCAACAUCCGGCCGCCGCUGCCGCUGCAUCGUGUGCAAUGCGCUUUGGCCAAAUCCCAUCUCGGGACCCGAGAGGCCCAUACAAUCAGCUCGACGGUCCGGCGAGCUUCACUGGCCCUCAACAACAACCCCAGGCAGGUCAUUACAGCAGCGGCGAGAACCCCUCCAUGGGUCAGCAAUGUUCAACAUCAUCUGCCGCCGCAACACCCCAUCAGUCCACACUGGUCUUCUGUCGACCAGCUGUAGUCGAUGACAUCGGACCCGCCGCUGCCAUAUCGCCAAUACAGGAACCCAAUGGGAUUGACGGACGAAACAGUUCAGUGCCUUCUUCGUUUCGACAAGUGCACAAAGCCAAGUCAAUGUGGAUGAGACCAGGCACUGGUGAUCAUCAGCCACGAACUAUUACACGCUCCAAGUCCUUCCGCCAAUGGAACCCUCGAUCCACACAAAAGGACCAGUAUUCGGGAAGAAAUGAUGCAGCACUUCAGCUGGCUCGUAGCCAAUUUGAAGGUAGCCAAGUUGAACGUAGCGCGUCUUCCUCGGAUUGUGAUAACGACGACAAGGGCCGCCUCCGAUCUUACAUGUCGACCUUCUCACUCAGACGCAGAGAGCACAAGCCAUUUCCUAAAAGCCUGCGCCAACCGAGUGAGGGUACUGCCAGUCCCUCGACCCCCGCUGACCGAAGCCUCGGGCGACCUCAUAAGCAUCGGUCUUUGUCUAAUUCAAUAAAGAGUGGAUUCAAACGAGUGUUCGGGCGAUCGAAGCACACUGAUGCCACUGCGCAGCCAUCACCACAGUCAGGCAGCUCAUAUGGCGUCGAGCCGGUCGUGACAACCCCGUCCACGAGAGACGUGGAAGGUGUCCCUGCUGGGAAUAGUCGGAAGGCACCCCCUCCUCCCCGACCUCUUGUUCGGUCAUCGACCAUGGAUAGUCUCUGUGAUUCCGAGUCUCGCGUCACUAGCAGUGCCUCUCCUGGGGAUCGGGGCCCUUCCGAGUAUCCCCGGCGUCUUGCUCGGUCAGCGACCAUGGAUAGUCUCCGUGAUUCCGAGUCGCGCGUGACUAGCUGGGCCGAUUCAAGCUUGACAAACACAGUCACUUCCCGCAAGCCGGAGCAUGGCAGAUUGCUUCCUUCAAUCGAAGAGGACGGAAAACUCGAUAAGCUACUGCCACCGACACCCUCACGCGUAGUAAGCGGUACACAGAAUCAACUUCCUUCUGUCCCAUUGUCAAAUCGCAAUCUGGAGAUUGACUGUCAGGACCUGUGCUCUGCGAUACAGCAGGAAAUCAACCGAAACCAGCGGUCCCGGUCCAACGAGGCUCCGAUUUUUGGUAGGGUUCCAGAGCGUCGUGUGGCGCCACAGAUGCCAGCUUCAGCAUAUUCCCAGUAUGGCGGAGGCACUGUUCGUCAUGUUCUCAGUCAAGAAGCAUUAGUCUCGCCGUUUGAAACCAACGAGGCUCCGAUUUUCGGUAGGAUUCCACAGCGUCGUGUGGUACCAGAGAUGCCAGACUCGGAACACUCUCAAUAUAGCAGACGCACUCUUCGUCGCGUUCCCAGCCAAGAAGCAUCAAUCUCGCCCGAUUCAUUCGCCACAGCGCGUGGGGAGCAGUCAAGUCCCCGAAAGUGUCAUCUGCGCCCGGCCAAACCCUUGAAGCUUCAUCCCAGCGAGUCGUCUCCGCCGAGAGCUCCACAAGAGGAGACUGACACUCUCAUGGGUCCCCGUCUUCAGGACGCGACAAGGAAUAUCGAUUCUCCAGGCCUUGGUUCUGGGAUCAGGAGUGUCAAUCCUUCGCCGAGUGUUAACAUUGUUGAUGAUGCUAUCGGUAUCCUCAUCAGUCGUCGACAUGGUCAGCAAGAGUCGAGAAGUAGGAUCGCUCAAUUGGUUUCUUAUCCCAGAGACAGCAAUGGCCGUGUUCUGUCGGGAGAUGAGACGGGGGUUAGAGACAUUCGUAACGCUUUUCCUGUUCGAAGGAUGGAGUGGGAUUAUUCACCGAGUAUUUAUUCCCGAACAAGCAGUGGCAUCACCCUGCCGAGACCGGAUGUGGACAGUGUCGGCAGGUCUCACGAUGAAUCAGGGAUGGCAACCAUAUUUACCCAGCAGCGGAUGUCCGUGUCACCCAGACAUGCCCCUCCGGAUUCUACCUCUGAAGAUUUUUCAAAAACCAGUGCAGACUGGCAUCGAUGGUUGAACUCGGAGGUCGGGAAGCUUGGGCAGACCAAGCCCCCAAGGGAGCAUAUCAGGGAAUAUGAACAAUUCCAAGAUGAGGAUGAGGAGCAGUUCCAAAAUGAGAAUGAAGAGUUCCAAGAGGAGGAUGAGCCGUUGACAAACGUUGCGCGAGACGACGAUGUCAUCGCACCAGGCAACGAAGUGAUCUCCAUGACUCUUACCCCGGCUGAGACUUCCAGCUUCACACCUCCGGCUCAUGUCCAUACUGAACAGCGGAGUUCGACACGCAAUUUCUCUUGGCUUGUCUGGCGCCCUUCAUCCGACAUGUCUGAGCAGCAAGAUUUGCCGGAAAACACGAUGGGUGAUGCCCACACACCCACCAGUGCUUCCGCCAUGCAUCCUGCGACAGAUUCCGCGACAAAUCCCGGGACACAUCCAGAUGGCUCUACUUCUCCUGCGUCCAAUGACUACGCUUCUCCGACAUCCGCCAACUACGCUUCUCCCGCAUCCGGUGACCCCAUUUCUCCUUCGUCUGUCCUCCGUACUCGCGUGCAUAACCAAUCUGUAAUGGGGCGGGAAUCUCAACCCCUGCAGCCUCCCGAUACACCAACGCCCAAGGCUGCUGACAGAAAGCGGGUUUUCGCAGCAUCACAGCGGAACCAGUAUGCAGUUCGGCGGGCUGCCAUUGCCAAACACCAGCGCAGGCAACAAGAGCAAGCUGUGAACAAUGAAAACUACCGCGAUCAGCCGGACGAGUCCACAGGACUAGGAGUGAUUGACCGCUACCUGGAGAUUCGUGAAAGGUGCGAGCAGGUAGCCAACCCCAAGGAGAACAUGGGCACGGCCUUUCCCAACUCCAAGAUGAUGGUUGAAGAAUUUUUGAAGCGUCCCCGGGGGCCACAGAAUCCCCCCAAUGAUGAUGAUGAUACGGAGAUGGGAGGGUUCCUGUGA